ACAGGCCCAGUAGUAAGAGUGACAUCGAGAGGGUAGGACGUACGCCACUCUUGUCUCUGUCUAUGUGAGAGAGAGUGUGUGUGUGUGUGUGUGUGUGUGUGUGUGUGCGCCUAUGACGUCAGCCUCCCAGUCAGCCAGCCUUGCCUCACCUGCCAGGCAUCCAUCCUUCCUCUCCCCUCUCCGCCCCUACCUUCCUUCCACGCUCUUCUCAAUGGGGCGGCGCCGAGACUGCCUGCCGUGGCGGGCGUGGGUGGCGUGGGGGCCGUGUCUUGCUGCCGCCCUCACCAUCCUUGCCCCGUAUCCUGCUGGUGCCUCCUUCAGGCUGGGCAGUCCGUGGGGUUGGCGAUGCGUGAACGAAACCUGCGUGAAGGAAGAGAAAGACCCACACACCAUCUUACCUGACCUCGACACCUGCAAGCUUACCUGUGCGAGGGGAAGCGUGAUAUGGCCCCGUCCCACCGGUCUUGUGCGCAUCGGGAAGGAGACAGUUUUCUUCCUGCUGGGGGCGCUGGAGUUAGGGAAGGUGAACGCAGGAGGCCCCGAAGUGGAGGAAUUAGUGAGAGAGUCCUUCGGGAUUUUUAACAAGACUUUGGCGUCCUUAUCUUCGCUGGCUGACGGUGCACAUUUACCCAAGGGCCCUUUCACUGAUCAGGUGCGGGGACAUCGCGUGGUGGUGGAGGUGGUGCUGGUGGGCGGCGGGCAGCAGACCACCCUCACGCCACAUACACGCGAGGCCUACACCCUCAGCAUCACCACCAAGGACCUCACCACCCGCCCCGUCAUCCUCGCUACGGACUUCUUCGGCGCCCGCCACGCCCUGGAGACUCUGAGCCAGUUGGUGGUGAGCGACGAGGACACAGGCCUGCUCAAGAUAGUGCAGACGGCAGGGGUGACGGACGCGCCGGCGUUCGCGUACCGCGGGCUGCUGGUGGACACCUCGCGUAACUUCGUGACGGUGGCGGCGCUGCGGCGCACGGUGGACGCCAUGGCCGCCAGCAAGCUGAACACUCUGCACUGGCACAUCACAGACUCCCACGCCUUCCCGCUGGCCCUGCACGCCCUCCCCAACAUGGCCUACUAUGGCGCCUACUCCGCCAGGCAGGUGUACACACCGGGGCAGGUGCGCGACCUGGUGCAGUAUGCGCGCGUGCGCGGCGUGCGUCUGCUGCCCGAGCUGGACGCUCCUGCGCACGUGGGCAACGGCUGGCAGUGGGCCGAGAAGGAGGGACUGGGCCGACUUGCCGUGUGUGUCAACCAGCAUCCUUUUCUGCAGGAGCCGUGGCAACAGUACUGUGAGGAGCCGCCGUGUGGACAACUCAACCCUUCCCUCAACGCCACGUAUUCCCUGCUAGGCCAGCUCUAUACACACCUGCUGCAGCUCUUCCCCGAGCACCACUACUUCCACUACGGCGCCAGUCAGAUCAGCCUUAAUUGCUGGAACCUGACGGAGGAGGUGACGGAGUACCUGAAGGCGACAGGGCGGGGACGAGAGGCUGAGGACUUCCAUGACCUGUGGGGGGAGUUCCAGCGGCGCGCCCGUGGGUUGGUGGAGGCGGCGAGUGGAGACGUGGCCCUUGGUGUGGUGAGGUCCUCCACUCUGACGAAGGUGGAGAGACGUAAGCGCCACCUGGACCCGGCGUAUUACGUUAUCCAGAUCACCACUCCUGACGCGGCGGAGGAAGCGAGGCGCCUCACCCAAGAAGGCUACAGUGUUAUCCUGAGUGAUCCCAAGGCCUGGGACUUAUCCUGCGGCCGCGGGGAUGCUUACGGCGUUGGUCCUGAGUCCUGCGGUGCCUACAGGGGAUGGCAAGCCGUGUACGGGGCCCACCUGCAGAAGGGCGCUGGUCCUGGAAAGGUUCUGGGCGGCGAGGCGGUGCUGUGGAGCCGUCAGGUGGAUGGUAGUAAUCUAGAUGCCACGGUGUGGCCGCGAGCCGCAGCGCUGGCGGAGCGUCUGUGGAGCAACCCGUCCACUUCGUGGCGGGAGGCAGAGACCCGCUUCAUCCACCACCGGCAGCGCCUCGUGCAGCGCGGCGUGCAGGCGGAGCGAAUACAGCCCCAGUGGUGCCACCAGAACGAGGGCCUGUGUUACCUCUAGUGCCAGACCAGUGCCUGAUUGUGCUGCUCCUGAGUGCCUACAGGUGGUGCCAGCAGUGCCGCCACAGCAAGACACCCCUCCCUCAGUAGUGCGUUAGUGCCUCGGAGUGCCGCCAGGUGAACUCUUGCGUUACGGCACCAGGGGUCGUGUUCUCGAACUCUUUGGCGUCUUGUUUCGACUGUGUAUAGUAGCUGUAGUGCUGGCCGUGGUGGGGUGGAGAGGGGUGGGAUCGGGAGUGUUGAGGAGUGUUGCUCUGAAUCAAUGUUAUUGGUGGUUUUCAAAUAUUAUUGAUGAUUUUCAAAUGUCAUUGGUGGUUUUCAAAUGUUAUUGGUAGUUUUUAAGAGUAUUUUUCCUGAUUUAGUACUUUGAGAGACUCUACUUUUGGUGAGUUAUUAGUCUAUUAGGCUCCAGUGGAAGUUAUUAGGGUUUCUACCGGUGUGUCCUUGACUAUAGUGACAUUAACAAGGACUUCACAUCACCAACAUGAAAAUAAAAAAUCCUCCUUGCAUGGGAACCUGACCAAUUACGUGUUCUGUCAUGUUUAUAUAUUUUUUUUCAUGUUAUUUAUUUAUUCAUUUAUUUCCUUUUUUUUUCACGGGAAGGGCAGCUAAAGAUAGAAAUAAGGAGGAAAAUAGAAAUAAGUGUUCCUUUGCAAUCAUUUACUUAUUAUAUCUUAGUUUUAUUCUGUUUUACACGUUAAGACGAGUUGAGUGGCCGGUGUUAGAAUAUAAGUAAGGAGAGAAAAGAAAAGAUUGGUGUCC
This is a messenger RNA of Portunus trituberculatus (swimming crab), 2856 nucleotides long. Its product is annotated as chitooligosaccharidolytic beta-N-acetylglucosaminidase-like. Lineage: Eukaryota; Metazoa; Arthropoda; Malacostraca; Decapoda; Portunidae. Gene Ontology annotation, biological process: ganglioside catabolic process; carbohydrate metabolic process; glycosaminoglycan metabolic process. Gene Ontology annotation, molecular function: beta-N-acetylhexosaminidase activity. The transcript is spliced from 10 exons. The record is from RefSeq and is a predicted model, not a curated record. Gene Ontology annotation, cellular component: membrane. The coding region runs from base 113 to 2095 and encodes 660 amino acids.